GCACAGUGUGAAAUUUGUCUUGCCAGGCUGGCUGAACCUGAGGAUGGGGAGUCAAAACUUUGACUCUUGUCAUGUUCUUGACCAUGGGCCUCCAGGGUCCUUCCCUUUCAUCCUUCACUUCCUACCCCACCUUCCAACUGUGUUUCAAUGCCUUUUCUAUCAUGCCUCUGAUCUUGUAAGCUUCAAUCAUAGUGACUCUGAGGACUCUUCAAUCAUAGUGAUUCUGAGGACUGUCAAUUUCUCCUAGGGCAGAUUACCCCCCAGUGCG
Messenger RNA from Closterium sp. NIES-67, 268 nucleotides. Lineage: Eukaryota; Viridiplantae; Streptophyta; Zygnematophyceae; Desmidiales; Closteriaceae. The record is from the annotation of a GenBank genome assembly.